AUGUCAGGGCCUGGCACGGUCAGCGACCUAGGCAGGAAAAAGUCUCUCAUCCGCCCUGAACGAAAUCGGAUUGACCCUUCACAUCCAAACUACCACUACCGCAAACAUGCCCAGAAUAUGGAAGUUUUUCCCUCUUCCACCGGAAAUGACCCGAUCAUUGAAGAGUAUGCCGAUGCACGCACAGCCAGCUCCGAUAGUACGAAUGCAAGACCCCUCGAUGAUGGCCCUUACACCGACGAUCCGCGUGUCGCUCGUGCACCUGGCAAUAUUGAACCAAUGGGCAAGAAGCGACCGCCCCGCAAGCUUACAAGAAAAGAAACAGUAAAGCUGACUGAAGAAGAGAAAAGACGCCAGAAAGAGCUCGAUACCAUCAAGCCUCCUUCGGCCUGGAACGUUUACUGUGCAGCCGUCACAUUCUGGAUUCCCGAUGUCGUUCUCAAAUGCUUUGGAAUGCCCGCUAAGGCGCAACGGAGAGCCUGGAGAGAGAAGAUGGGUCUUAUCAGUCUUAUUGUCCUCAUCUGCGCUGCGGUCGGUUUCCUGACUUUCGGCUUUACGCAAGCUGUUUGUGGACAGCCGGGACUGCGACUGAAAAUCAACAAAGUCGAUAGUGGAUACAUGAUUUUCCAUGGCGAGGCGUACAAUCUGGACGGUUCUCUGCAUCCGGCUGCUAGGGGUAUUCCGAUUGAUACCAAUGUUCUCUACGACCUGCCCCACAGGUAUGGUGGUCAAGACGGAAGUUUUAUGUUUCAGCAGGUCAAUGGCCAUUGCAAAGAUCUCAUCACUCUCGCUCCCGGCUCCGAUGUCCCCACAAACAGUGAGGGUGAUCUAGCCUGGUACUUCCCUUGCAAGGCCUUUAACCAGGACGGAUCCUCGCAGCCAAACACAACAAAUGAGUACUACUUGGGCUAUGCUUGUCACACCACCGGAAAGUCCCGAGAGUCGUUCUAUAACCUUAGGAAGGCAGGAGAAGUUUUCUUUACCUGGGAUGAUGUCAAGAACUCGAGCAGGAAUUUGGCUGUCUAUUCGAACUCUGUCAUCGAUCUUGAUCUGCUCAGAUGGUUCAACGACAGUCAGGUGGCGUGGCCCGCACAAUUUGAUGACAUGCGCAAUAACCCAGAAAUCCGUGGCGUUGACCUCACUCACGUCCUCGUUAGCUCGCGCGAUAAGAAGGUUGGCAAAUGCUUGAGUGAGAUCAUCAGAGUCGGAUCAAUCGACACAGAAACUGUUGGCUGCAUUGCGUCCAAGGUCGUGCUCUACGUGUCUCUGGUCUUCAUCCUGUCGAUCGUACUGGCGAAAUUUUUCCUGGCUUUGACCUUCCAGUGGUUCCUGUCUCGACGCUUUGCGGCAGCCAAAACAUCACAGUCUUCAGAUGCCAAAAAACGCCGCAAGCAAAUUGAAGAAUGGUCGGAUGAUAUUUACAAGCAGGCACCCAGGAUUACUGAUCCUGCCAGCACUGUGUCGGGCUCUGACAAUCGUAUGAGCAAGCGCGGUAGUGCUCUGUUUCCCCAGACAUCGCGCUUCACCAGUCCCUACGCUGUGGAACGUACCUCCAAGGUAUUCAAGGCCCCCCUUACCACCAUGACUACAAGCCAAGGAAACACUGGUACGGCUCGUCCAGGAUCUCUGUACAAACACGGCUUCAACGUCAGCACUAAUACCCUGGAUACACCGACCAGGAUGAGUGUCGGCGCAAGCCGGUCCAGCUUAAUGCUGUCUGGCCAAGACACCCGUUUCUCGCAGGUGAUGGACGAUACCAACGGUCCUCACGGCUUCAUUCACGAAAACGUGGUUCCACAGCCACCACCUGAAUGGCAGCCUUUCGGCUACCCCCUGGCCCAUACCCUUUGCCUGGUGACAGCAUACUCCGAGGGUGAGGAAGGCAUUCGUACUACGCUCGACUCCAUUGCCACCACGGACUAUCCCAACAGUCACAAAGCUAUAGUCGCUAUUUGCGACGGCAUGAUCAAGGGCAAAGGCGAAACUCUGACAACUCCCGAUAUUAUUCUGAGCAUGGUGGGUGACUUUGUGACUCUGCCAGAAGACGUUCAGGCCUUCUCCUACGUUGCUGUCGCCUCUGGCUCCAAGCGUCACAGCAUGGCAAAGAUUUAUGCUGGAUUCUACGAUUAUGGUCGCAACUCACGCAUUCCGCCCGAGAAGCAACAGCGCGUGCCGAUGAUGGUCGUUGUCAAGUGUGGUACUCCCGAGGAGGCCACCAAGUCAAAGCCUGGCAAUCGCGGCAAGCGAGACUCCCAAAUUAUCCUGAUGUCCUUCCUCCAGAAAGUCAUGUUCGAUGAGCGCAUGACCGAGCUCGAGUACGAGAUGUUCAAUGGACUCUGGCGUGUCACCGGCAUGUCGCCCGACUUUUACGAGACGGUGCUGAUGGUUGAUGCCGACACCAAGGUCUUCCCGGAUUCCCUAACUCACAUGAUAUCUGCUAUGGUCAAGGAUCCUGAAGUCAUGGGCCUUUGCGGCGAAACCAAGAUCGCCAACAAGCGUGCCUCUUGGGUGUCCAUGAUUCAGGUCUUUGAAUACUUCAUCUCGCAUCAUCUGUCGAAAUCGUUCGAAUCCGUCUUCGGUGGCGUGACGUGCUUGCCCGGUUGCUUCUGCAUGUACCGCAUUAAAGCACCGAAAGGAGGUCAGAACUAUUGGGUGCCUAUCCUCGCCAACCCCGACGUGGUCGAGCACUACUCCGAGAACGUCGUCGACACGUUGCACAAGAAGAACUUGCUUCUUCUCGGUGAAGACAGAUACCUGUCCACACUCAUGCUCAAGACUUUCCCGAAACGCAAACAGGUCUUUGUGCCGCAAGCAGUUUGCAAGACUACCGUUCCGGAGAAAUUUGCCGUGCUUCUGUCCCAGCGUCGCAGAUGGAUCAAUUCCACGGUGCACAACCUCAUGGAGCUGGUCCUUGUACGCGACCUGUGCGGCACCUUUUGCUUCAGCAUGCAAUUCGUUGUCUUCAUUGAGCUUGUUGGUACCCUGGUCCUACCAGCUGCCAUCUCGUUCACGGUCUACCUUAUUAUCAUCUCUAUUGUUAGCCGACCUGUACCCGUCAUUCCGCUCGUCCUCCUCGCACUCAUUUUGGGUCUGCCGGCCGUGCUCAUUGUCUUGACGGCGCACCGAUGGAGCUAUGUCUUGUGGAUGUUAAUCUACCUCCUCUCGCUACCCAUCUGGAACUUUGUCCUGCCGGUCUACGCCUAUUGGAAGUUCGAUGAUUUCAGCUGGGGUGAUACACGCAAGACGGCUGGCGAAAAGACUAAGACGGCGGGGAUCGAAUAUGAGGGUGAGUUCGACAGUAGCAAGAUUACUAUGAAACGAUGGGGAGAUUUCGAGAAAGAGCGAAGAAUGCGAGAACCCGUGCCCUCGGGCUGGAGCCAGCAUGGUGUGGCGCCGCCUAUGCCUCAGCCAAUGCCUCCGCCGCACCAGCUGCGCGAGAUGCAGCAGGGCAUGUAUGGCCAGGAAUCUUAUCGCGACUACUGA
This is a messenger RNA of Cyphellophora europaea CBS 101466, 3480 nucleotides long. RefSeq lists its product as uncharacterized. NCBI's taxonomy places the organism in Eukaryota, Fungi, Ascomycota, Eurotiomycetes, Chaetothyriales, Cyphellophoraceae. Gene Ontology annotation, molecular function: chitin synthase activity. Gene Ontology annotation, cellular component: cell septum; cell periphery. The record is from RefSeq and is a predicted model, not a curated record. The transcript has 2 exons. The coding region runs from base 1 to 3480 and encodes 1159 amino acids.